Messenger RNA from Daphnia pulex (common water flea), 1326 nucleotides. Its product is annotated as growth hormone-inducible transmembrane protein-like. The transcript is spliced from 10 exons. Gene Ontology annotation, cellular component: mitochondrial inner membrane. NCBI's taxonomy places the organism in Eukaryota, Metazoa, Arthropoda, Branchiopoda, Diplostraca, Daphniidae. Bases 174 to 1190 code for a protein of 338 amino acids. The record is from RefSeq and is a predicted model, not a curated record.
ACAAGAAACCAAAACAUAGAAUUUUCUAGAUAUGUCGUCUGCUGCUUGUUACGCCGUCAAACGUAUCGCGUAAUCUGAAACGUUGUUACAUCAUUUUUCAGUCAAGAAGCAUAGGAUUUGUCCGAUUGUUUCACAUCCAUUUAUAAGAACAGGGACAUUGUGUAAGAUUUAAAAUGCUGUCGGCCCACGUUGUUCGAUUUGGUUUGACCAACUUUGUUGGUAAAACUUCCAUGCGUCAAACAGCUGUGCUUUUCUCAAAGCCCAAUGCCUACAAUGCUACUUUCAGACAAUUGUCCAACCAGACUCGCAAUAGUUUCACCCGUAGAACAACUAGAUCACGAACUCUAAAAGAAAUCGUCACAGCUCCAGCUGGAGAAGGAGCUUUUAGUCUUGGAAAGGGAUUAGUUUUGGGGGCCUCAGGACUUGGUCUUGGUGCCCUUUGCUUCUAUGGGUUAGGGUUUGGUUCUCAACCUGGAGCCAUUGAUAGAUCUGUAAUGUGGCCUGAAUAUGUCAAAGAAAGGAUUCGAUCGACAUACAUGUACUUUGGAGGUUCUGUAAUGCUGACUGCUGCCUCAGCUGUUGCUUGCUUUCGCAGUCCACUAAUUAUGAGAGUUGUCGCAGGAAACUCUAUGAUGGUAAUGUUGGGUUCCAUUGCAGUCAUGAUUGGUACGGGGAUGCUCGUCCGAAGCAUUCCAUACCAACCGGGUUUCGGUUCCAAGCAAGCGGCAUGGGCCCUACACUCAGCAGUCAUUGGUGCAGUUAUUGCCCCGAUGUGUUUCCUGGGUGGUCCAUUGCUUCUUCGUGCAGCAAUGUACACUGCCGGAAUUGUUGGUGGCCUAUCAACGGUUGCUGUUUGUGCCCCGAGUGAGAAGUUUUUGAACAUGGGAGGACCCUUGGCUAUCGGUUUUGGAGCCGUUUUUGCUGCAUCCAUUGGAAGUGCAUUUUUGCCACCUACUACGGCCCUUGGAGCUGGACUCUAUUCUAUUGCUCUUUACGGUGGACUGGUUCUCUUUUCAGCCUUCUUGCUUUAUGACACCCAAAAGAUUGUAAAAGCUGCAGAAGUUCACUCCCCCUAUGCUGCUCGACCUUUUGAUCCAGUCAAUGCUUCCAUUUCGAUCUAUAUGGACACGAUCAACAUCUUCGUUCGCAUUGCCACCAUCCUUGCUGGAGGCGGAAACAAGAGACGUUAAAUUACGAAUUUUAUCUUCAAUUGAAAACCGAUGCCGUUCAAAUAGUUGCAUCUUAAUUGCACUCGCUUCUCACAUUAGACAAGUUAUAUCCGGAAAACUGUAAAAUUGAAAGGAAAUAUAAGAAUUAUUCCUUUAA